Bursaphelenchus xylophilus (pine wood nematode) is the source of this 3509-nucleotide messenger RNA. The record is from the annotation of a GenBank genome assembly. NCBI's taxonomy places the organism in Eukaryota, Metazoa, Nematoda, Chromadorea, Rhabditida, Aphelenchoididae.
AUGGACGGUUGCCAAUUCUCUCUGCUCCUGUUGCUGAUCGUCAACGUCGAUCUUCUGCAAGGACAAGUGGUGGAAAACUGCGCAAACGUCUACUCAGUCAAUGGAAACAACGUCACGAAGCCAGCGUGCAAGCAUGGCGAGGUGUGUAUUGAACUGGACGUGAAGAACUUCACCGUUUACGUGGAGGACUAUAGUGUAAGUCGAAUGGGGAUGGGGAGCCUAACCGGCAUGCAAAGCACGUCUAAUACUGUGCAUCUUCGGGCAGACGCAUCUGUCGCUGUCGGUUUGCGGAAGUUUUUUUUCCGUUUUUCCAAGUCGCUGCUCUUAGUUUAUCGACCCUAUUUUCAGGACUAUUUCGGCUCUUUCGAUUACAUGAGCCUUGUAUCGCGUGAGUUGUGUGUUGCACGUCAGUUUAUCUACAAAUUCAUUUUUAGGAUACGAAGGUGGAAAAUUCUACCAUUACAAUAAUGUGACUCGGAAGCUGGGGACACGCCCGUAAGAGUUUGUCCACUUCUUUGUUUAGAUCUUGCCGUUGAGCUACAUGAAAGUAAGCAAUUUUAGGAACAUACCACCUAUCAAUUGGUUUUCACGCCAUCAAAUCCCGUCCGACCAUGAUCCGCAGUUCUACGCACAACUGUUCUCGCAGAGCGUCGAGAUUGUCACAAUGGGACUGUAAGUCUGAAAAAAAAGUGCUUGACGACCCGCGUUGCUGGGCCCAACCUAGACAUGGCUAGUGGGCCGAGCCGGCCCAGCCCCCCGGGGGGCCGGGCCGAACGAGUUUUAAAGGCCCCGGGGCCGGGCCGACCGGGGGCCCCCGCCAGGCCCCCAAUCGGCCCCCAAUGUCUAAAAUUCCCCUUCUCAAAGCGAAAAUUAGGGUUGCCAAUAAAAAUGAAACGCAGAGCCAAGAACCGAUUGGGUUUUUUGAAGUACUUUAGGCAAUGGUUGGUAAUUUUUUGUUUCAAAAAAUUUUUUGUGGAUUGUUAGGACGGACGGUAACUGGGGGUUUAGGCUAAAACGCCGGGGGCCAUUUUACUCUAAUUUGAACUUUUUGUAUUAUUCUAAUUUUUUCAUUAUGGGGAUGUGAAAUGGACAAAAUAGUGGAGGUUUGAAAUACCUUUCGUGGGGGGGGGGCUGAACUACCAAAGCCCCAAAAAAUGUGUUAUAUCUCGUAACGAAUGCAGUAUUUAUAUUUACAGUUCGGCCCCCGGUCGGCCUCCGGCCCGGCCGAGAAAAUUUGAAGGGGGCCGGGCCGCCCACUUCCGGCGGCCGGGCCGCGAUUUUCGGCCCGGCCCGGCCCCCCAGCCAUGUCGAGUCCAACCCAGAUCAUUACUGAUAUCCAUAAUUUUUCAGCAAACCAAUCGACAAACAAAGGCAUAAAGACGUUUUUCGCCUCCAAACGAUGCUAGAUUCCGCGUUGUCCGUUGACCAAGUGCAGCGCUCCUUUGUCUACAAGGAGUACCUGUUCCUCAGUGCGGAGAAAGCCAUCGACUUUCGAAUUCUCUACGAGAAGAGGGGACCCUAUUUCAACGAUAUAAACAGACCAGGACGACUUACGGAGCACAAUGUUGGUCUGAUCGACGUCUCGGCCAUCCCCAACGAACACAUCGACAGGGAUUUCCUGGCUCUGAUUAAGACGCAAUGUUUUGUAGGUUUGGGAAAAGCUAUAUCAGUAACUAGAUGGGGCAAAAAGUCUUGACAUGUUGGCACGGUGCGCCGAUUCGUGCAGAACUUGUCGCACCGCGAGAGUAAAGUUCACGGCGGACGCCGCGGCGCGCCGACCACGCACAGUGCAAAAUGAACUGUUUUGAAAGAUAUCGAGGGGCUUCGGUAGUUGAGCCCCCACGAAAGGUAGUUCAAACCCGCACUGUUUUGCCCGUUUCACACCCCACAUAAUGAACAAAUUAGAAUAAUACAAAAAAUGUAAGUGGGGGUUUGAUCUACUACGUUGGGGGUUUGAUCUAAAACGUAGGGGGCUUCAUCUAAAACUUAGGGGGCUUGUGCUGGACCAUACAACUUGGAUUAAUUCUUUGAAACAAAUUUUGGGGUUUAGAAUGGACGAGGGAGUUUGUACUGGGUCAUGGGGGGCUAAACUGGACUGGGGGGUUGUACUACCUUAGCCCCGAUAUCGAUACUCUGUGCGUCGUUUCCACUGUGCAUGUUCUUUAGUAAACCCGCGAGGACAUUUCCGAUGCACGGUACGAACCCAAGAAAGGGACUUUGUGCGGGUAUUGCCAUUGGAAUUCCAUCGAUUGCGACCCAAAAUGGGGUAAACUGACAAUCCAGUGGUGGAUUUUUUGAAUUUUUUCGGAAAGAGCUUGGUUUAGGGGCCUUCGAGACUACCCAUCAUUAGAGCCAGCUUUCAUUCUGGUGGAGAUCGGACAUUGGUCCCAAUAUGUAUAGCCAAUGUAGCAGAAUUGUUUGACCAGCCAAAUCACAACUACUAUAAGCCAUUCUGACACUUUGGCUGGCCGAUCCAGGAUUUUGGAUUGGAAUUUCAAAAAAUCAUUGCCCCAUUUUGGUAGCAAUCGUAGGAUUUCUUUCCACUGUGCGGACAGCCGUCACAACAGGGUUUCGUGUGGUUUUCCUACCGAAAAAUGUUUUUCUCGAAGUUCUUUAUUUUCUUUCUUUUGUCAAUUGUGACACUUCGUUUGGACGAAACUCAAAAGUGGGCGGGACAUAUUUUUGUUCUAUUUUUUUUCGGGUUGCCGUGUGCCGCGGCGAUGAAAGGCGGAAUAAAGUCUACGCACUUUAUAAAAAUACUUGUCACAGCACCCUGCCUAUAUUUUCGUAUUUUAGAAACCUGGCAAGUACUGUUCGUUGGAUAUCAAGACGGAAUCCUUGGAUCUGCAAGAUUACCCAGUGGCCUUCACCUACGACGACCUGGUUCUGGAGUCCUUUUGGUUCCAGUAAGUCCACCUGCUCCGUUUUUUAUGCCUACGUUUAGAAGACACUGCGAAAUGCUUCCGAUGUACCGUAUUAGGCACAAGAAGACUGCUCCGAAGUAAGUGGAAUUUUGAGUUGGCUAAGUUGGAAUUUUUAGCGUGAUUUUCGAUUUCCCCAAUGUUGAGAGCAUCGUAACGCAUGGACAAAGGCUUUGGUGGGAUAAAGAAGUAUGGUAAGUGUUUGAGAUUAAUAGAGGAAGUGCUGAUAUGUGAAUAGCCCUUGUAAGCUUUUACUUUGUUAGGUCUGGCAGAGAUAGGUAUUAUUACACCAUACGUGGUAUCCUGCCUAUUGUCCAGCCGCACGACCCCUUUUACGACUUCGUCAAACAGUUCACAACUCCCGCCCCAACGACCACAACCCGCCCGCCACCAACCACCACCACUCUGAAGCCCGUCCCCGCCGGUCCCGCCCCAAAAUUCCCUGAAAUCGAGGAGGACACGGAGGAAUUAGAGAACCGCCACGUGAUUGAUCCCUUUCCCUCGAAUGUAGCGGCGACUUCGGGCCUUCCCAUCAUCUAUUAUAUGCUUGCUUACAUCGCUUUUCACUUUAAAAGUUAUAAUUUGUAA